Molecule: messenger RNA, 789 nt
Organism: Lycium barbarum (goji berry)
Lineage: Eukaryota; Viridiplantae; Streptophyta; Magnoliopsida; Solanales; Solanaceae
Exons: 2
Coding region: 1-789 (262 amino acids)
Molecular function (GO): RNA-DNA hybrid ribonuclease activity; nucleic acid binding
Source: RefSeq, a predicted model, not a curated record
AUGACGCCAAAUGAGUUGAAGUAUUCGCCGACUGAAAAGUUGUGUCUGGCCUUAGCCUUCUCAAUUCAGAAGAUGAAACACUACUUUCAAGCUCAUGUAGUUCGUCUUAUUUCCAAAGAAAACCCCAUCAAAUUUGUGAUGUCGAAACCUAUCCUUAGCGACCGACUAGCAAGGUGGUAUCUCCAAUUUCAACAAUUUGAGAUUGUGUACGUUCCUCAAAAAGCUGUGAAAGGGAAAGCAUUGGCGGAUUUUCUAGCAGACCAUCCGAUACCCGAUGACUGGAAAUUAACUAAUGAACUACCUGAUGAGGAUGCGAUGGUCAUUGAGAUUCAACAGCCUUGGAAGAUGUAUUUUGAUGGUGCUGCACAUCGCGAAGGAGCUGGCGCUGGUGUGAUAUUUGUCACUUCUCAGGAAGAGGCACUCAUACUUGGGCUUGAAAUGGCUGUUGAUAUGAAGCAGUUACAAUUACAAGUCUUUGGAGAUUCUGAACUGGUAAUCAAUCAAUUGUUGGGUACCUACGAGGUCAAAAGGCCAGAAUUGAGUCCCUAUCAUCACUAUGCACAAAAAUUAAUUGGGUGGCUCGGCAACGUAACUCUCCAGCACGUGCCAAGAAAGGAAAAUAAGAAGGCUGAUGCUUUGGCUACUUUGGCUUCAACAUUGACUUUGCCUGACCAAGCGCAAAUCACUAUCUGCCAGAAAUGGAUAGUACCGCUGGAGGACGAUGAGGAUGAAGAAAGCAAACUCGAGCUUCUUGUGGCCGUUACUGAAUCUGAGAAAGCCGAUUGGUGA